AUGCGCGUUGGGGGCGGGGCCAGCGCGAGCGGGAAAACGAGAACCGGGAAAUCCCGGAACCGGAACCGGGGAACGGGAACCGGGAAAAACCGGAACCGGGGAACGGGAACGGGAACCGGGAAAAACCGGAACCGGAACCGGGGAACGGGAACCUGGAAAACCGGAACCGGGGAACGGGAACGGGAACCGGGAAAAACCGGAACCGGGGAACGGGAACCUGGAAAACCGGAACCGGAACCUGGGAACGGGAACCGGGAAAAACCGGAACCGGAACCGGGGAACGGGAACCUGGAAAACCGGAACCGGGGAGCCCCCGGCAGCCCCGGGAUGAGGCGGCGGCGCGGGGGCGGCGCGGCCCCGGCCGAGGCCUGCGGGGUGUGGCUGGACACGGCCGAGCUGAAGCGGGGCCCGGCGCGGCCCCUCACGCCCAGAGCAGCCAGCCGAGCUGCAGGGAGGAAGCAGAGCCCGGUGCUGCCCCCACAGCCUGGCAGCUCCAUCCCCAGGCAGAGCUCCAUCCUCAGCUUCUUCAGCCCCCGGCCAGAUGAAGGAGACAAAGAGAACAAAGAGAACAAAGAGAACCGCAGGCCCGGCCCCCGGCAGGGCUCGGGGGCUGCUCCGCCUGCCUGGCCCGUGAAGAUCCUGCCCUUGCCACAGCUGGAGGAGCCCCCCGGGGCUGAACAGGGGCUGCAGGGCACAGCCCAGGCAGGGCAAAGAGCUCCGGAGCCCCUGGAGCUGAGCGUGGAGCCUCAGAGGCAGAGCAGAGCCUCCCCUGGGGCCGGGGGAGCCUCCUGGUGCUGGGGCAGGGACAAACCCUGGGAGUCUCCUGGGGGAAGGGGCUCGGGGGGCGGGAGAGCACAGCCCUGCAGCAGAGCUGGGGCUGGGGACACAAAGCCCGGGCCAGGGGCUGCUCCCAGGGGGGUUUGCUGCCCUCCCCAGAGCCCGGGGCCAGCCCAGCCCCUGCGGGAGCGGGGCCAGGUCCCAGAGGGGCCCUGCAGGGAGCUCCAGGGCUGCCAGGGGAGCAGGGCCACUGCCCACGGGGACAGGGAGAGGGCCAGCCCCCCCAGGGCCACCCCCAGCUCACCCAGGGCCACCCCCAGCUCACCCAGGGUCACCCCCAGCCCCCCCAGGGCCAGCCCCAGCCCCCCCAGGGCCAGCCCCAGUCCCCUCAGGGCCACCCCCAGCCCCCCCAGAGCCACCCCCAGCCCACCCAGGGUCACCUCCAGCCCCCCCAGGGCCAGCCCCAGUCCCCCCAGGGUCACCCCCAGUCCCCUCAGGGCCACCCCCAGCCCCCCCAGGGCCAGGCAGCCCCCCGAGCUGGGCUCUGAGCCCCUGUUCACACAGGACUCAGAAGGGAACAGGGUCAUCAAGCACUGGUGAGUGACCCAGGCUGGCUCUGGCAGCACUGGGGGCCUCACAGAGGGGAGGGAACCCCUUGGUGCAGCCCCCAGCCCCUCUCUGCUCCCUGAGAUGCUGCUUUAAUCCAAAUUAAAGGUUGGAGUUUGUUUUC
Molecule: messenger RNA, 1507 nt
Organism: Serinus canaria (Common canary)
Lineage: Eukaryota; Metazoa; Chordata; Aves; Passeriformes; Fringillidae
Product: basic proline-rich protein-like
Exons: 3
Coding region: 1-1377 (458 amino acids)
Source: RefSeq, a predicted model, not a curated record